Messenger RNA from Candidozyma haemuli, 4224 nucleotides. It is a transcript of the gene PGA63, whose product is annotated as Pga63p. Gene Ontology annotation, cellular component: COPII vesicle coat; endoplasmic reticulum exit site. NCBI's taxonomy places the organism in Eukaryota, Fungi, Ascomycota, Pichiomycetes, Serinales, Metschnikowiaceae. Bases 1 to 4224 code for a protein of 1407 amino acids. Gene Ontology annotation, biological process: intracellular protein transport; COPII-coated vesicle cargo loading; endoplasmic reticulum organization. Gene Ontology annotation, molecular function: structural molecule activity; protein binding. The transcript has a single exon. The record is from RefSeq and is a predicted model, not a curated record.
AUGAGAAUCAAGGACAUAACACGUACCUCCACGUUUGCGUGGAGUUCAGACGUGAUCCCCUUGUUGGCAACCGGCUCGGUCGCUGGGGCACUCGAUUUGAACUUCUCUGCGUCUUCUACGCUUGAGAUCUUUGAUGUUUUCAGCCAGAGCUACGAUCCAGUGUUUAGUGCAUCUUUGGAAAACAAGUUCCACGCUUUGGCCUGGUCCAAACCAUUCGGUAACUAUUCAAGAGGUUUGUUGGUGGGAGCUUUUGAAACUGGUAUCGUGGAGUUUUGGGAUGCAGAGAAACUUAUCAGAACGAAAUCGUUGGACGCUUCUUCUGUCCAUAAAUCCUCAAAACACACUGGUGCUGUGAAAUGCUUGUCAUUUAACCCUCAUCAGAACCAUUUGCUCGUUUCUGGUGGCCAAAGAGGUGAGAUUUUCAUCUGGGACGCCAAUACCUUUGCUGAGCCCUUCUCCCCUGGUAGAGCUAUGGUGCCAAUGGAUGAAAUUACCUCUGUUGCCUGGAACAACAGCGUCAGCCACAUCUUGGCCUCUACAUCGAACAGCGGCUUCACAAGUAUCUGGGACUUAAAGGCUAAAAGAGAAGUGUUACAUUUGCAGUACAAUGGACCUCUCGGAAAGGCAGAUUUCUCUCAGGUUGCAUGGCACCCAACACAGUCUACCAAGUUGAUCACUGCAAGUCAAAGUGAUUCUUGUCCUACGAUAAUGACUUGGGACUUGAGAAAUGCUAGCGAACCUGAGAAGGUACUCCAAGGCCAUGAAAAGGGUGUUUUAUCUUUGGAUUGGUGCAGUAAGGAUGCCGGCCUCUUGCUUUCUUCUGGAAAGGACAAUUCAACCAAGUUAUGGAAUCCAUUGACUGGCGAGAAACUUGGGGACUACCCUAGUGCCACGAACUGGACUUUCCUGGUACGCUUCGCUCCUAAUGCUCCUGACGUGAUUGCAUCUGCUUCUUUCGACGGCAAAAUUGUCGUUCAGACGUUACAAGACACCUCUCCUCCAGUGGCCCAGCAAGUCAAAGCUACCGAUGAAAAUGAGUUCUGGUCGAACAUAUCUACUGCUGACCACCUGCAGCCACUGUUUGCUUUGAAGCAGGCCCCUCAAUGGCUCAAAAGACCUGUUUCUGCAUCCUUCGGUUUUGGAUCCAAGCUUGUCACAGUCAGGACUGUUGACGGUAAACCUGUCAUCAACAUUAACAAGACAGCUGGUGCCAAAACGCUCGUUGCCGACAAGCUCACCCAGUCUCUUCAGAAUGAUGACUUCUCUGAGCUCAUUUCUGAAAAGCUCCAAUCCAACCCUGCCGAUAUUUCGGACUGGAAGAUAUUAGAUGCUUUGUCAAAGUUUGGAAAAGAGCAUUUCCUCAAGGACGUCGUUGGUGACUCUCAAGAAGCCAGCGAGCAAAAACCCGAUUCCCAGGAAUUAUCAGGUAGAAUUGACAACACGACCGAGGAUGAUUUCUUCACAAACUUAUCAAAUGACGUUAAUUCACAGGGCGUCAAGUCAUUUUCCUCCGAAGGAUUUGCUCCAAGUGGCCCAUUCAAGAUCUUAGAUGGCUCUCAUAACGAACAAGAUGCCCGUUUGACUAAGCUCAUUUUGAGCAACAAAAUUAGCGAUGCCGUCGACCAGUGCUUGGGACAAGGUAAGUUGUUAGAAGCUUUGGUCUUGUCCCUAGAUCAAAACGAUGCUGUUAAGAGCAAAGUCAAGUCCCAAUACUUCAAGGAAACUAACUCGGAUGUCUUAUCUCGUUUGAUCUACUCCGCAUCUUCGAAGAGCGUAGUCGACCUUGUCGCGAACGCCGAUAUUGCCAACUGGAAGGAGAUUGCAUCCAGUAUAUUCGCUUAUUGCACUGAUAAAACCGAGUUUAAUUCGAAGAUUGUUGAAUUGGGUGACCGUAUUCUUGCAUCGCAGGGGACAGCAGCUGAUCGUGAGAACGCUUUGGAGUGUUACUUAGCUGGUGAGGCGUUGGACAAGGUUUCUGCUCUCUGGUUGCAGGAGAUCCCAUCAGCUUCUGAGGGAGGUAACGCUGUUGAAGAAGGUGAAACUCCUUUGGAUGCUAAGUUCAAGUCUUUGAGCGGGUUUGUCGAGAAGCUUUCUGCCUACAGAUCUCUUUCAAAGAUUUCUAGUCGUCUCUCUGGCCCUGCCAUUGAACCAACAUGCAAUGCUGUAUUCGAAUUUUCAACCAUGGCUGCAAACAGCGGAAACUUUGAGUUGGCUCGUGAGUUCUUGUCGAUUCUUCCUGAAAAUUACGAUGGAUUAAACGCUGAGCAAGAACGUAUUAACAAGGCAACAGCUCAACCCGUCCAAAAGGUAGAGCAGGGUCGCAGAAGAGUGCCCCAAACUGCUGUUCAGAAUGGUAGAUUCGGUGCCAACACUCCUGCUAAACCAGCAUUCAAUCCAUUGGCCAAUAAUGCGGCACCAGCUUUUGGUGGUGGUGCACCAGUUCCACCUUAUGGUCGCCCUCCACCUGCUGCUGGAAUGGGCGGAGCACCUUCAUUCCCAGGUGCUCCUGCUGCCCCAGCGCCACCUGCUGCUCCAGCAGCUCGUGCAGCUCUGAACCCUUACAGCAGGGCCGCCCCCUCAGCUCAUGUUGCACCAGCUCCUACUGCCAUUGCCCCACCAUCCAAUGCUUAUGCUCCUCCAUCAGCACAGAGAAUGCCAUCCACUGGGGUGGUGCCUCCUCCAGCUGGCCCAACAAUUGGCAAUACUUCAGCACCUGCAGCACCUAGGUACACCCCAGUCCAACCAGGCGCAUCAGUUGUGAGUCCACCUGCUCCUGCCCAACCUGUUUCGAAUGUAAAGCAGGAGACUGAUGGCUGGAAUGACUUGCCAGAUACAUUCAAGUCCCAAAGAGCGGCUAGACGUGCUACCCCCGCUGCAGCUGCAGUUGUAUCACCAAAGGCUCCAACACCCCAAGUUGCUACAGCACCAUUGGCUCCUCCAGUUAGAAAGGGCCAACCUUCAGCUGCGCCAUCGAUGGCUCCACCUCCUCCUAGAACAGCAUCUAGACAGGCAUCGCAAUCUGGAGCUUCGAGCCCAAGGGUGACCCCGGCAUCUCGUCAAGCUUCUGUGAACAACAAGUACGCUCCACCACCAUCAUCGAUUCCUAUUCCGCCUCAGAAUGGUUUAUCUAACCCAGGAAGUAAGGUUGCAACUCCUCUGGCUCCACCUAAGAACCCUUAUGCCCCAAGCCAGAAUGACAAUCCUCCACCUGCAAAGAGCUCUUUCGUACCACCACCAGCAAACAACUUUGCGGCUCCUCCACAGGCCAACUAUCCACAGCCUUCACAUCCACCUAAUCCAUACGGACCACCGGCCUCUACAGCAGCACCUCCAGCUAGCAAUCCUUACGCUCCUCCGCAAGCAAGUCAGCCACCUUCAAAUCCUUAUGGCCCACCACCAACUACGAGGGGUCCAAGGGGUCAAUUCUCGACACCUGCUUCGGCCAGAGGUAGUAGGAAACCAUCUGUUGGAAGCAUCGCUCCUCCACCAUCGAGGGCACAUGCUGCCCCAGGAACGCCACCUGUAGGUCCACCUCCCGUGGGUCCACCUCCUAAGAAGGUCUCGAACCAAGCUCAGGCCCCUCCUUCAGCUACCGCUCAGGCUCCACAACCUUUCUCUCAGGGACCACCACCUACCCAGGCGCCACCCACUCAGGCUCCACCAACUCAGGCUCCUCCUACUCGUGCCCCACCAGCUCAGGCACCGCCAGCUCAAGCACCACCAGCUCAAGCGCCACCAGCCCAGGCACCACCUACAUCUGCACCCCAGGCUGCUGUCCAGCCUCCACCUGUUUCCAAUCAAGUGAAACAACCACCAGCUACACAGCCACCAGCCCAGUCAUUUGGCCAGGCACCUACGCAUGCCACUCAAAAUGGGACUACCGUUGGCCAAGCAGCCGUUGGUGACAAUGCUGGUGCAAUCAUAGCCACUUUCACUAAAUUCAAGGACCAGAUCAAACCUGCAGCACCAGUGAGAUAUGAAAAACAUGUGGUGGAUAUGGAGAAGAGACUCAACAUUUUGUAUGGUCAUUUGGAAAAGAGGGAUUUGCUUUCAGAGGAGACUGUUGGUGAAUUGAGACAAGUUGCAUCUGCCUUGGAGAGCAAGCAAUGGGGCAAAGCAUCCAGCAUUAACCAAGAAAUUCUGCUGAAACAUCCUAAUGAGAUCGGUACAUGGCAUGUUGGUGUGAAGCGUUUAAUCACCAUGGCUGAAGCUUUCAACAAUUGA